Naumovozyma castellii is the source of this 3402-nucleotide messenger RNA. It is a transcript of the gene GDE1, whose product is annotated as glycerophosphocholine phosphodiesterase. NCBI's taxonomy places the organism in Eukaryota, Fungi, Ascomycota, Saccharomycetes, Saccharomycetales, Saccharomycetaceae. The transcript has a single exon. The record is from RefSeq and is a predicted model, not a curated record. The coding region runs from base 1 to 3402 and encodes 1133 amino acids.
AUGGAUUUCGAAGAAAAAUAUUAUCAGAACCAACAACCUCAACAUUCUGGUUAUUACCUAGAUUACAGAGGUUUCUAUCAUAUAAUUAAUGAAAUAGUACAAGCACAAAAGCAAAUAGUUAGCCAAAAAACUGAUCCAUCAUUCUCAUCGUCUUUACCACAUGUAAAUCACGAACAAAGUAAACAUAUUACCGAUGUUAAAGUGAAGAAGUUGUUAGAUGAUUUUCGCUCAAAACUUGCCUAUGAGACCAACCUGGUUGGAGAGUAUUACCGGUUCCACCUUGAUGAAGAACAAGGUUUCAAACUAUAUGACCUUCUUAAAUCAAUUGAGUAUUCAAACAUUUUAGGAAAAGAUAACGAAAGAUUGCUAAGAAAACCACCCAAUGAAGGAAGAAGUAUUUUCCAUUCGAAAGAAAGUCAUGCAGUUUCUAAGACAUAUAAUGAAAAGACAGUUGUUAUUACUAAGUACCUUAAAAGCUUAAAGGAAUUUCAAAAGAAAUACCAGGACCUCUAUGCGUUUGCUAAGCUUAAUGAAAGUGCUCUUUUGAAUAUUGAAAAGCAUUUUAACAAGCAUGUAGAUCCUUCGAAUAAAAUUCAUAGAUGCAUUGUUUGGACCUCUUAUGAAUUCAGCAAUCCAAAAGAACAUUAUAUAAUUAGGUGCGAGAAACUAAUAAAACAAUUAGAAGAAAAAUUUAUUCAAACUAAAGACGAAGAAGCAUGGAUUUCUAGUUUGAAACCAUUUAUUAAAGCAGAUGAUGAUCGUCAGUUAAGGUUAGCUUUGGAGGACCAAAAGAAUGACACAAACGCAAGAGCCAAAUGCUGUUCUGUUGAAAUAAUACAAAAUUUAUCUCUCCAACUCUUAGAGUUGGCAUGCCAAUACAGUUCUUUUGGUUGCAUCAAUCUGAUGCUACAGCAAAUAGAAACAUUUCAAGAUCUCCAGAAUCUGAAUUGUUACAAAGAGACAAUUCAAAACUUUUUGUAUAAUUUCAUUUGCUCAUUGGGGAUGAAACAGCUAGAAAUGUCCGAUGAAGACGCAAAACACAAGUUACAUCAAUCUACAAUAUCAGUUUUUGAUUUUAUAUUUGAAAGAUUAUCAAGAAGAGAAAAAGAUACUUUGCUGGUUCAUAACUCUAAACUCCUAUACUAUGCGGUAAAGUAUGACUUAACAGAUCUUGUAAAGAAUUUUAGGAAAUGGGAUGAAAAUAUCCCAUACCUAUCGAAAUAUCAAUUUAACAAGCAUGCCCGUGACGUGUAUAAUCCAUGGACGCUUGCUCUAGCCACAAAACAAAUAGAAGCAGCAAAGCUUUUAUUCUCCAAUUUAUUUGUUUCUCCUAAGUUUUCAGUGCAGGAAUGUGGGUUAUUAGCGCCCAUAAUUUCUCUAAGGUCAGAGUCACUAUUGAAAAUAAUUAUGAAUGAUACGGCGUUUGAAGUUGAUCGACCUGAAAGAAGGUCUGGAGAAACUGCCUUACACAUUGCUUGUAAAUAUAAUUCUCCAGAAAUUGUUGCAUGUCUAUUAGCUCAUGGCGCAAAUUCUGAAGUUGUGGAAAAUAAAUUAGGAUGGACGCCUCUUUUCAUAGCUGCUGCCAAGGGUUACAACGAAGUUUUGCAAAUAUUAUUGCAAUAUGGAUGUGAUGUUAACUUGAAAGAUAAUGCAGGGUGGACAGCGAGAGAGUAUGCCAUUAUAGAAGGACAUUUGUCUGUCGCAAAACUAUUGAGUGCGAAGGAAAAAGAACACAGCCGUCUAAAUGAGGAGCUGCAACCUUUACCGUCACGUUUGGAUAACGUUCAUGGGCCUGCUAAAAUGUUCAAUUAUAAUUUAUCGGCUCAUUGUGAAAGUCUGUUAAUGCUUAAUAUGAAUAAUGUUUUUCUGAAUCAAUUUGCUUCUUCUGUUUCUUUUAAAGGUGAAGAUACAUUAGAGGGGAUAGAUAUCUUUCAACAAAGAGUGUUGCUGCGCAUUACGUGCAUUGAUGAUAUUGAGAAUGAAUCUCAUACACUAAAUUUACCAUUGAAUAAAACCCUUGGAGGGAUAGGUUUUAAAGUUCCAUACAAGAAAGAUAAUUCAUAUCAAAUAGCGUUUGAUAUUUGUUCUCCAAAGCCAUAUCAAAAGAAUGUGGCUCCUGAAGAUGUGAUAUGUGGUGGUGCCAUUGUUCAAUUAAAUCAAUUCUAUUUCCCAGUGGGACCUAACCUUUUCUCUUUAAAUCGGAACAUAUCCAUCCCAAUCCUUCAAAUGGAUUCAUCCUCAACAUAUGAGACCAUUGGGACCAUUGAAUUUGAUGCCACCAUAAUUCAUCCCUUCAAUCAUCCGGGCACAAAGCAUAUUACUGAAAGGACGAAGGAUUAUUGGGAAUCAUUGUUGUCUACAAGAGUCAUUGGACAUCGUGGGUUUGGUAUGAACCGAUUAGAAAAGAGAUCAUUACAAUUGGGUGAAAAUACAAUGGAAUCUUUCAUUGCAGCUUCUACCUUAGGUGCAUCGUUCGUUGAGUUUGAUGUUCAAUUGACUAAAGAUGAUGUCCCUGUUAUCUAUCAUGAUUUUACCGUAGCGGAGACUGGGGUGGAUCUUCCUAUGCAUGAGUUAACUUUAGAACAAUUUUUAGAAUUGAGUAAUUGUGACAAUAAAGAUAACAAGAAUGGUAAUAAUGAUAAUAAUAAUAAUAAUAAUAGCAAGAGUGCACAAGAAAAAAGCUCACUUGAUAAUGGGAAGAGAAGACGUUCCCUUGCCAGUUUCGAUAUAAGUGGUAACAUGGAUGAAGGUCGUAUGAAAUAUACCAAGACUUUCAAAGAGAAACAUUUUAAGGGUAACAGUCGUGGUCAUUCCAUUGCAUCAUCAUUUGUUACAUUGAAGGAAUUAUUUACAAAAUUACCUUUAAAUGUUGGAUUCAAUAUUGAAUGUAAAUAUCCCAUGAUUGAUGAAUUUGAGCAAGAAGGUAUUGCCACUGUUAUGAUUGAGAUGAAUCAUUGGGUGGACACACUUUUGGAGAUUGUUUAUGAUAAUAUGAGGAGUAGAAACAUUAUCUUUUCCUCAUUCCAUCCUGAUAUUUGUAUUAUGUUACGUUUAAAGCAGCCUUUGAUUCCUGUUUUAUUCUUAACAGAAGGAGGGAGUAUGCCCAUGGCUGAUGUGAGAGCACAAUCAUUACGGAAUGCAGUGGAAUUUGCACAAAGUUGGAACUUAUUAGGUAUUGUUUCUGCAGUGAAACCUAUUCUUAUGGCACCAGAAUUAGUGAAAGCUAUUAAAGCUAAUGGUUUAGCGUGUGUUACUUAUGGUGAAGAGAACAACGAUCCUGCGAAUUGUAGGAAACAAAUUGAAGCAGGAGUGGAUGCUGUCAUUGUGGAUAGUGUCUUGGCUGUUCAUAAGGGAUUGAUUGAAAAAAUUAACGACGUUGUUGUCGAAUCGAGUUCUGGAUAG